Messenger RNA from Haliotis rufescens (red abalone), 4570 nucleotides. Its product is annotated as semaphorin-5A-like. Gene Ontology annotation, biological process: semaphorin-plexin signaling pathway; neural crest cell migration; positive regulation of cell migration. The record is from RefSeq and is a predicted model, not a curated record. The coding region runs from base 754 to 4029 and encodes 1091 amino acids. Gene Ontology annotation, molecular function: semaphorin receptor binding; chemorepellent activity. The transcript has 21 exons. Lineage: Eukaryota; Metazoa; Mollusca; Gastropoda; Lepetellida; Haliotidae.
CGGUAGCUACUACCAAUUCUACAACUACCCUCCACCCCUGCACCAGUAAUGUAGCAAGCCCCUCCCUCUGUUCUCUCCUCCAUCGGGCUAGUCCACGACAGGCUGAGGUCAGUAAGGUGUAUGAAUGGUUACGGCAGUUAAAAAGAAGUCACCACAGUGGCCUGUGGAACUAGUCGGACCAGGGCUGUUAAAGGGGCCGGGCAGAGAGAGUAUUUGACUGGCCUGUCAGCCGUGAACCGUGGCACACACAACUUGGAGUGGCUGACUUACCACACACUGCCGACCAAAUCGCAAGGAUCGGUUUCUGUGUGGGACAGGUGUGGAACACUGCUGGAUCUACCAGAAUAUUUCAUGUAUGACAGAAGGGUAUAUUCCAAUACACACACAUACUGUCGCACAAGACUUGAUGCUUAUUUAAAUGGAACAUUAUCUAUUGAAGAUGUGAAUGAAGUCUGCACUCAAGAGACCUGCAUAGUAAAAAAGUUUCCAGCCAUUGUAAAGUGAAUUCAGCCAGUGUGAAGUCUGACUAUGUAACUGUGAGUUAGCUAUGGGUGUGCUCUGCCCUUGUGCUAGGUAACUUGGAUAUCUGCGAGGGUUUCUGUCACUGCCUAGGUGAAACUGGAGUGUUCUGUGUUGUGCUUUCUCAAGGAUAUACAGAGGAUAGGUAUUUACCUCUGCACCAGAUGCAGACUGUAGAUGAAUGAGUCAUCCCCCGACUGCAGCGAGUGAUGUUGACUGUAUGGAUUACCUAAGAUGAGCGGAGGGAUGAUGUCGGUGCUAAUGUCACACCUGGGGACUUUAUUGCUCUGCAGUGUUGCCAUCGUCACCGCGUUUGAAAACUAUGGACACAUCGAACACUAUGAAGUCCGGAUCCCGUCCGACUUCCGAUUCACAACAUACGAAGAGAUGGAAUCUGAGUUCCAGAUCUUCUCCCAUGAAGACAUCACCGGGUAUGUCCAGUUGACGGUGGACAUCGAUCGCGACCAACUGCUAGUUGGAGCAAGGGGCUGUCUGUUCCAGCUGUCCCUACAGGACCUGGAGAUCCUACACCAGGCUGAGUGGAAGUCAGACAACCUUACAAGAGAUGUGUGUAUUGCCAAGGGCCAGCCUUCCCAGUAUUGUCACAACUUUGUGAGAGUUCUUCUACUUCACAAGGACAAGGUGUUCACAUGCGGGACCAACGCCUACAAGCCGGAGUGUACAUGGAGAAAUGCCAGCUCCCUGUCUGAAGUGGAGCAGACAAUCAAUGGCCAGGCCAAGUGCCCGUACAACCCAUACCAGAAUGCAACAGCGUUGAUGACACCUACUGGGGAUCUGUAUACCGCCACUGUCAUCGACAUCACUGCCAGGGAUCCUGUCAUCAACAGAGACCUUGGACCUUCACAACAUCUGCGAACAAUGCAGAGAAAUUCUAAAUGGCUCAAUGAGCCCAACUUUAUAUCUUCCUAUGAUAUAGGAGAAUUUGUAUAUUUUUUCUUCCGAGAAACUGCAGUCGAGUUCAUCAACUGUGGCAAAAAAACAUAUUCCCGAGUUGCAAGGGUUUGCAAGACUGACGGAGGAGGGAGGGUCCUUCUAGAGGAGAACUGGACAACAUUCUCCAAAGCCAGAAUGAAUUGCUCAGUACCAGGAAAUUUUCCCUUCUAUUUUGAUGAAAUACAGAGUACAUUUUUCUCUGAGAAGGAACAACUUCUUUAUGCCAUCUUUACAACACCAUCGAAUAGUUUAGCGGGGUCGGCUGUGUGUGUGUACAACAUGUCCGCGUUCCAGAGGACGUUCAUUGGGCCGUUCAAGUACCAGGAGAACGCUAAGUCUGCCUGGAUGAAGCAUGAAAACCCCACUCCAUUAGAGAGGUGCCCUAGCCAAGGCAGUGGAAGUAAGCGGUCAACAGAUACCUCAGCCAGCAAACUAGAGGCGGCCAACAUGUACCAGCUGAUGGACGAUGCCAUACAACCCAAUACCAUUUCCCCGCUGUUCCUCGGGGAGAACGAGAGGUGGACUCAUAUUGCGGUGGACUUUGUGUACGGCAAGAUGGACCUGUAUGAGGUGGUGUUUCUGGCUACAGCCGAUGGAAAGAUUCGGAAGAUGUUCAAGGUUCCUCGCUCCAACAAAACCUGUCUCAUUGAGGAGAUCAAGAUUGUCCCCAACGGGGAACCCAAGCCAGUAAAAGCCAUGAAAAUCUCUCCAGAAUCGGGUGCAAUCUUCAUCUCCACCCAAGGGAGGGUGAUUAAGAUCCCUGUUGAAAGAUGCAGCCGCUUCACAGACAGCGAUUUGUGUGUGAAUUCCAUGGAUCCUUACUGCGGCUGGGACUCCGUGAACAACACCUGCUCCCGCGCCCCUCAUGGAAACCCUCACGAGGUCACCUGGGACCAACACAUCGUCUCCUGUCCCAUUGUCGAGUAUCCAGUGAACGGCAACUGGUCAGACUGGUCAGACUGGAGUCCGUGUGAGCAGGUUGGGGCUGACCAGGCCGGGGAGGACUGUCUGUGUCGCCAUAGGAACUGUGAUAGUCCCAAACCCUACUAUGGUGGGCGUCCGUGCUCUGGAGCCUCCAUUGAAGUCACCAACUGUUCAGUUCACGGAGCCUGGACGCCAUGGACCCCUUGGUCCAGCUGCUCCAAGACAUGCGGCUACUCCAUCAAGAAGCGCGAGAGAUACUGCAGCAACCCCACCCCUCGACAUGGUGGGUUCGGUUGUGAGGGCCGCCAUGUUGACAGCCAGCUGUGUUCAGGUCUCCCAGCGUGUAAAUUGCCCCCUGUUGAUGGCAAGUGGUCCAAGUGGUCCGGGUGGAGUACAUGCACGGCCAAGUGUCAGGGCGGCAUCCAGACGCGGCGGCGGACAUGUGACCAGCCCAAGCUGAGUCGCGGCGGCAUCCCUUGCAUCGGCAACAAGGAGGAGAUGAGGAUGUGCAACACCCAGAACUGUGAUAAAGUGGUCAAGCUGACGCCAUGGAGCCCCUGGGUGAAGACAAAUGAAACUAAGGGAGGAUAUUUCCAGCAGAGAUUUAGGUUUACAUGCCAGGCUGAGGUACCAGAUCGCAAGAUGAUUAAAUCCAAGUACUCUAAGAGCCAGGCCCGUUUUUGUUUCAACAAUGACCGCGGCUGCUACACGCCAGACUCGCCCCUCUUGGUUCAUGAGGACGGUGGGUGGUCCGAGUGGGCGGAGUGGUCCCCUUGUGAUCAGGACUGUGAGGGCGGAAUGCAGUGGCGACGUAGGUCAUGUGACAACCCUCCACCAAUUGGGCGGGGGAAGGACUGUGCUGGGCACGGGAUGGAGGGGAGACAAUGCAACACACAUUCUUGUUAUGGUGAGUGGUCCUGCUGGUCUAGCUUUGGCCCAUGUUCGGUGACUUGUGGUACUGGCAUCAAGGCCCGCACCAGGACCUGCUUAUCUCCAGGCCUGGACAGGAAGACCCCGCUCGGAUGUGUUGGCAGUGCCAAGGACUUGCAGAUGUGUGAGAUGGAGCCUUGUGAAGAUACGCACCCCAUGAGAGGAGACUGGUCAGCUUGGACAGAGUGUUCCCCCAGCAAUGUCCAGUACCGACAUCACAUCUGUGACCAGCACCAGCUGGGACCAGACUGCAGUAAGGAUAUCAUACAGCUCCAGCACUGUACACACAAGAUACAUGUGAUGGAGGCGAGUGUCGGAGCUAGUGUUGCCGCCAACCAUCAGUUCUCUCGGCGCGUGGGUGGGGUAUACCUUGUGAUCGUGGCUGUGAUUGCGUUCAUCAUCGGUGGCCUGGCAUCGGUAGGGCUCUUCAUGUACAUCCAGCGGUACCGAGACCAGAAACACCAGGAUGAGGCUGAACUAUGGGGGGUCUCCAAGAAUGAGAUCAACAUGAAACCAAUCAACACUGCAGAAUCCUCCCAAAUUAGUCUGGAUUUCCAGAACUUGCCGCCAUUAGUGUCACCUAAUAAUCGGUUAAGUCUGAAUACUUUUGGGUCCUUGAAAAAGGAAAAGAUGACUGUGAAUGAGGCAAGUACCCUGAAACGGAAUUCCAUGUGGACCAACUUGUCUCUGAAUGAAUUAUAGACACAACUGUAUGUGAUGUCAGAAAGUGAACCAGGCGUAUUUUUUAAAUGUCAUCAAUACUCAUGUUUUUUGUACACUACGUUCUUCUAGCGUACAUUAGACCAAUUUGCGUUGUAGGGGUGACGUGUGUAUUUUUGGUCAGUGUUUUACUCACAGAAGUCAAAAGACGAUACUCUUCAUAGGAACCUUUUGGAAACCCUACCAAUGCCUGACACUGGCUAAAGCUGUACAUCUGCCUGGAGUGGGGCGGUCAGGUAGUCUAGUGGUUAAAGCGUUCACUCAUCAUGCUGAGGACCUGGGUUCGAUUCCCGACAUGGGUAUAAUGUGUGAAGCCCAUUUCUGGUGUCCCCUGCUGUUAUAUUGCUGGAAUAUACUCACUCACUCUGCCUGGAGUGUGGAAGGUCGGGGUUGAUACCUGGCCGUGUGAUACCAAAACACAUUAAAAGACGGUACUGUUAUCCUGCCUGGCACUCAGCAUUACGGGGAUAAAACAUGGACUGGUCAGCUCUGAAUCAGUAUACUGUGUCUGGAGUAUCCAUGA